Molecule: messenger RNA, 711 nt
Organism: Fonsecaea pedrosoi CBS 271.37
Lineage: Eukaryota; Fungi; Ascomycota; Eurotiomycetes; Chaetothyriales; Herpotrichiellaceae
Exons: 2
Coding region: 1-711 (236 amino acids)
Biological process (GO): DNA strand elongation involved in mitotic DNA replication; DNA replication
Cellular component (GO): GINS complex
Source: RefSeq, a predicted model, not a curated record
AUGCAUGGAGAGCUUGGGAACAAGCUCGUGCAACACGCGAAACGCACACUCACCCUCCCCGCCCUGCCCCCCUACCAGACCGAACUCGUCCGCUCCGUGGUCCGCGAAGUGCGCGACCUGGACCGCGACGUGACGCGGAUCCUGGAACCGUUCACCACGACCGAGUACGACGAGGACGGCAACCCGUCGUCGCAGAGCACCUUCACGCCGGCCGAACACCCCGCGACGGCGUGCGCGCUGCUCGUCGACCACCUGAGCAUGCGGCGCGACAAGAGGUGUCUCCUGGCGUACCACCGCGUGCGGGCCGAGAAGUUGGAAGGCAUGGUCUGGGAGGGCCAGGACCUCGAGGUCGGGGCGGGCCACGAAGCCGGUGGUGGCAAUGCGUCCAACGCAGCCGCGAAUGUUCGCGAGGACAAUGCUGCUGCUUCCGCGGCGGGGACGCACAACGCCCUCUCGCCAGAGGAGUCGUCCUACUUCCACGCCUACGGCGACCUGCUCUCCCAGUACAAGGGCCAGUGGACGGACAUUGACCUGACGGGCUCGCUCGAGCCGCCGCGCGACCUGUUCAUCGACGUCAGAGUUCUGAGAGAUGCCGGCGAGAUCCAGACAGAGUACGGCGCCAUCAAUCUGACAAAGAACUCGCAGUUCUUCGUCCGCCAGGCUGACGUGGAGAGGCUGAUCCAAGGCGGGUUCUUGAAGAGGUUGAGUUGA